AUGUCAAUUGAUCUAUCCAAAGACCCCACAACCUCAAAACGUACUGGGAGUUCGGUAGAUUUUCGUCUGAAAUUGCUUAGAAUAAAAGAGCACUUUAACAGAACGUACGACAUCCCAACAGUGAACAGGCGCUACAGUACUCCUAUAACGCCUUCCAGCGAUGCCUCCUCCGAGAUGAAGCUGCAUCUGGUGAGCAGCCCUAUGCUUACCCGUGUUCUAUCCAACAAUAGAGGCCAUAACUUAACACCUCGUCUUGAAAUGAAAAUUGCCACACAUCAGUUGAACCUAAAGAUGAAAAGCAAGAGAAGCUCAAUGACUGAUCUCGAAUUAUUCAAAGAGCAUAUGGAAAAGUUAGCAGAAGCUGGUUUUCUUCCGCUAGGCCCAGUACAGUCGUUACAACAGCCGCCUCCACCUUCCACUACGAAAAAGCAACGUCCGCAAUUAAACCCUAUUGAUACGGCCAUGGGUAAGCCGCCUUUGAGGGUGAUCGAAUUGAAACCUAUACAUAAUGUCCCGGUAGUGGUAUCAGCACCAGCACGAGCACCCAUGCUCUUACCAGACGCGAAACCAGCAACCUCAGUGACCUCACGGCCUGGAUUGAAAGGGAAACCACAACAACCUAAAAGUGAAAAUCAACCUACCAUAUUUAACGAGAGAAUGAGCGAUGCAGCCAAGACUUUACAAAAAUUAUCUAAAGUGGCAGCUUCUGAUCCCCAAAAGAUCAUCAAAAACCUUUCAACUGUUUCUUCAUCAGAUACAACAGUCAUAAGAAGCAAAGGACUGACAGAUGAAAUCGUUUGGGAACAUGGAAAACCUGCUAUUAUCCAAUUCUCAGAGACCUACAAGGCCACAAUGACAAAAAUUCGCUAUAGCAACUACUAUCCUCUGGCCCAACGUAUGCAUAUCAAGAUGUUCAAGAAUAAGAUGGAAACCGAAAAAGAGACGCUCAUCCAGCAAUGUGAGCAAACACUCAAAAUGAGCAAAGAUAAUGCCGACUUGAUAGCUAUAAGGAUGGAUUUAGCGAAUAAGCGCUUGCGAUGGAAGGAACAUGAACAGAGUGAGCAAGUCUCAACCAUAAAGCAUAAAUACCACACUUUGGAAACGAAGCAAUUGAAAAUUGGACAGGCAUUCUACCAACGAUUGACAGCUCUAACAGGUAGAAAAGCUCGAAAGGCAGACCUAACAACAUUGAGCGAGAUGAAUGCAUUUAUGCAUCUGAUGCAUUAUGAACCGAAACCAUCUACUGGGGGUAGUUGUAAGCAAUUAUCCGUUGUCUCACCUUCUGCUAUGCGAUUUUCUCAACAACGUGCGAAAAAGAGAAACAACGGGCAAACCAGCCUCAAGGCAGAAAAGCAUCGAGGAGAGCAGCCGAGCCUAAAGACUCCACAAAGCCAUGUAUCCAACCGCGCCCCUGAGCAGAUUACCACCCAACAAUUGAAAGAUAUAAUUAGAAAAGAGCGCCUGGGUGAUGACAAUAGCCAUGCAUCCCACUUAAGUCAAUGCAAUUUUGAUUUCGAAAAGCACUAUCCGGAGGUCCCGCCACCCUUGACACAGCAUCAUCAUAUCGAUAUUUUGUCGCGACUAAUGGCAACAGAUUUGUUUGAUUACAAUACUUGUAAGAAUUUCAAUGAUGUCCCAAUUUUGCAGACGAGGUUCCGACAUACACGAUAUAUGUACUACUUAUUGAGCACACCUAUGGACGAUAUACCUGAUCACUCUCAUCCAGUUGCUUGGAGAGUGAAGAUGCGCCGUUUCAGAACUUAUCAGCAGCGUACUGUGUUGAUAUCGUCUAACGGUACUGUGAUUCCCCUCAAUGCUAUUACCAAAACUGCUGCAGCUGAUAGUACUGCUACAGCAGAUAUUACUACUACGGCUGCUAUUGGCACUAAUGCUGCUGAUGGGGGCGACCAUAAGCUUGGCAAGAAAAGUUCAAUGAAAAAGAAAAAAUACGCAGGUUUAAAGGCUACUGCAGCUACUAUUCUUCUAGGAGGUUCUCGUCCAUAUAGUAGCUUAUUUCACUUUCUUACCACCACAAAGAAGCGUAACAAUAAUAUCAAGGGUAAAAAGCAUUAA
Messenger RNA from Mycotypha africana, 2073 nucleotides. RefSeq lists its product as uncharacterized. The record is from RefSeq and is a predicted model, not a curated record. The transcript has a single exon. The coding region runs from base 1 to 2073 and encodes 690 amino acids. Lineage: Eukaryota; Fungi; Mucoromycota; Mucoromycetes; Mucorales; Mycotyphaceae.